AUGGCCUCUAUGCCUCCUCCGCCUCAGCCACUACCGAAUCCUUCCAAACACCCAAUCGGAAUCACUCCAUAUUCUCAUCAUGACUCCGAUACCGACCCAGAAUCUGAUUCGGAUACCGCCACACCUCUCGCCGGCGCUCCCGUUACACCCCGUUUCCUUGGGCCAGAUCCCCAAGAAGCAGCAUCCCAGCGAUUACUAGACCAACUGAAGUCUGCACUUGUUGAAGGGUGCCCUUCGGCCGGUAAUUACUGCUGCGGAGGUGAAGUCCCUAUCUCGAGGAAUCGCCCUACCUCCUCCCAAGAUUCGUUCAAGACGCCACUCGUAUGUCCUCCAAUCAUCCUACGGUUCGAUACCACUUCUGGUGGCUCAUCUAAGCUCCGCUUCCCUCCAGACGCUGAUGACGAAAGGAGUAAGGGAGAGUUGGAUGUUGGGAUAGAGGAAUUACAGAAAUUCUGCACGACAGAAAUAGCGGCGGAAGAUGAUGGCGGGGCAAAAGAUACGAGAGGCGAGAGCAGGGGUAGAUCCGCAAGACUUGACCGGGAUAAGUUCGCAGUGGACUUCCAUCCUUCUGACUUGGGAAUCUUGGAUGCUAUCAAACAAGUCCUAUUACCUGGCGCAGUUGAAAGUAGGAAUGAGGCUGUAAGGAGAAAAGAGAAAGGCAAAGAAACUGGAAAAGAGAACGAAAGGUGGAGUGAGAGGAGGGAACAUUGGGGUGUUAGGGCUGAGUUGUGUCAGUUGAAUCAACACGUCGACGAAAGGGCUCAGACCACUGACUUCGCCACCACGGCGCGGAACUCACUUCGGGACACUUGUCGUUUGCGUACCAUAUUCUCAUCAAGGAUGGGCUUGGGGAAACAAUUUCCAAACAUUCUCUUCCUAGAACCUGUGACUGACAUCCUUUAG
This is a messenger RNA of Lachnellula hyalina, 903 nucleotides long. RefSeq lists its product as uncharacterized. The coding region runs from base 1 to 903 and encodes 300 amino acids. The transcript has 3 exons. NCBI's taxonomy places the organism in Eukaryota, Fungi, Ascomycota, Leotiomycetes, Helotiales, Lachnaceae. The record is from RefSeq and is a predicted model, not a curated record.